UGAACUCCGCGCGGACGACGUAGCUUCGUUUCUAACACCGAUCUGGUCUGUAUCCAGCAUCCAUCAUGCUUAUAGUUCCAAUAUUAAAUAGUGAGCAUUGGGUACGCUGUCUUCCUGGGCGCAUCAGUUGUCAAUAGAAAUGGCUCAAAAACAUCAGGCGCGAUCGGGCAAGCCGCAGGACUCUGGCUCCCUGGCACGUGAAGACUUCGAUGGUGGGCCUGUCAGCAUUGAUGAAAUCGAGACAGGCUUGUUUCUGGGCAACUUGACGGCCGCAACGCAUAUGGAAACACUGAAGUCGUUUAAAAUUACCCAUAUCCUCACGCUGGAUUCGGUACCACUGCCGAAGCACAUUUUAGAGGCUGGCUUCCUUACAACAAAAUACAUUCAAAUUGCUGACAUGCCGCGCGAAGACAUAUUGCAGCAUCUAGAAGGCUGCGUGAACUUUAUUAGUUCAGCUCUGGAUCAGAACGGCAUUGUGCUCGUUCAUUGGUAA
Molecule: messenger RNA, 493 nt
Organism: Drosophila guanche
Lineage: Eukaryota; Metazoa; Arthropoda; Insecta; Diptera; Drosophilidae
Product: dual specificity protein phosphatase MPK-4-like
Exons: 3
Coding region: 140-493 (117 amino acids)
Biological process (GO): regulation of MAP kinase activity
Cellular component (GO): cytoplasm
Molecular function (GO): JUN kinase phosphatase activity
Source: RefSeq, a predicted model, not a curated record